UCAAAGCAAAGUAGCAAGUAGCAACAGUCGCCCCGAUCCGAUCCUGCGCCCGUCGCCCCCUAGGCCGCCGAGGUCGACCUCCUCCUCCUCCUCCGAUCUUCGGCAAGCUCCGGCCGUUCUCGCCGGCGUUGCCGGCCUCUCGUCCUCCUCGCUAGUUGGUAGUAGUACCUCUCAUUGGAGCGCCGCCGCCCGACUACCGGCGCUCGGCACUCAAGCCCCGCCCCACCCGACGCACCACCAGACAAGGGAGCUCCUCCGCCACUCGGUCCUCUUCCUUCCUUCCCUUUUGGAGAAAUGGGGCCGCACCUCGCCUAGCGUUGUUGUGUUUCAUGGAGGCGGGGAGCCGAGGCGCAUCCGCCAUGGCCACGGCGGUGUGCAGGGUAUGGUGGCCGCGGGGGAGGCUGCAGCCCGAGCCGCCCGCAAGGCUCGUGCUGUUCGGAUGGCUCUUCGCCCGCACGAGCUCCGUGGACGUUGUCGUCGCGGCGGCCCUCCCGCAGGAGGAAAUCUUGCGGUCCUUCCCCACCCUAGAAGCACUCCAGACCAUCAUCCUUUCCUCAAAUACAAGGAUGCCAGCAAGGCUACAAGAAUGUGCAGCAUUCACCAUUCUGGGGGAUUGUGUACUUCCAAGAGAAUUCGAAGUAUGCUGUAGUAAACAAAGUCAUCAACCAUUGGGAGCUCAAUCUGUUCAAAAAGGGCAUUUUGAUAUGACCCAGAACAGCCCUGUUGUAUUGAGAGGAUCAUUGGAAUGUGGAAACAAAGACCGAAGCGACUAUAAUAGCAAGUGGGAAUAUGAUUAUACCAUAUUAGAUGGAUUUCUGGAUGCUUGCGAGACAUCAUUUGUCAAAGAGGGUAACUGGGUGCAUUUGUGCUGCAAAUCUAGCAAGAGCUUGAAAUGCAAGCUGAAUGAAGUCCCUGUGCUUCAUCAUUUGUACCUUGAUGGCCAAAAAAUUGAGAUUAAUCAUUGCCACGUCAUACUAUAUGAUGUUCCUACUGCUGGUAGAAACCAUUUUUUCCUGGGUGAGGAUGCACCUUGCAGAUUGAAGUCUUCCUUUAGAAAGCCAAGUUGGAUAAAUAAUCUAGAACACAGACACUUAGAAUUUGACUUGGAUCCAAUUGUUUUGGCACUUAAUUGUUCAAAUGCAGCUAGACUAUCAGUUUCUCAGGAACGUUCUACCAGUAAUUCUGUGGCUCAUUUUUUCUUUGCGUCUGUGUUUUUUGCGAUUGUUCAAGCAACAUGGCACUGCGUUGGAAUAUUUUUGGCUUCAAUAUCUACUAUCUUCUACAUCAUCAUUCAAGUGUUCCAAACAUAUUUAAGCAAAAUAUCUCAGUACUUCAUGUUACAAAAGGUUUUCAGGCAUUCAUGGAAAAACAUGCAUCUCCGAUGUUGCCAAAUUCUCUACUGGCCAGUUAUCCUCCAAGAUGGAUCCCUAAGCUCUACUGUGAAUGUUCAAUAUCUGCACAAAGCUGCAAUUCAGAAGCAUGCAUUAUGGUCAAAUAUUGUCAUGGAUCUCUUGAUGGGUUUAUUCCUUGGAGCAGCGCUGUUGUUGAAAACAGAGAUAAUUUGUUCUUGGACUUUUGCUCUUGUCCACCAUAUCACAGAUAGUGUCUUGAGAUCUGGCUGUGUGUGGCUGAUGGGUGUUCCAGCAGGCUUUAAGCUGAAUACAGAGUUGGCAGAGCUUUUGGGCAUGAUUUCACUUAACGCAAUUCAAAUAUAUUCAACACUUUGGUUCAUUGUGGGAGGCUUCCUAAGGCACAUAGUUUGGGGUCUUGCAUUUUCUGGGAUCCUUUUUGGUUUAACAGUUCCAGUUUCAUUUUUCAUAGAUGUCAUCCAGCUUGCUACAUUGCAUGUUACCCUGCUUCAGUGGUUGAUCUCAGUGAUAUGUUCAAGACAGAUUCAGACAGUGACAUCAUUGUGGCGUCUUUUCAGAGGGCGCAAAUGGAAUCCUCUUAGGCAAAGGUUAGAUAGCUAUGACUAUACAGUUGAACAACAUGUGGUUGGUUCACUGUUGUUUACACCAGUCCUGCUUCUCCUACCCACCACCUCUAUAUUCUACAUAUUCUUUUCUAUCUUGAGUACCGCAAUUAUCUGUCUCUGCAUACUGCUGGAAAUCACAGUAUCUAUAAUUCACUCUACUCCUUAUGCUGAGUCAAUUAUGUGGGUGGCAAGAAGGCAAAGAUUUCCAACUGGAUUAUUCUUCCAACCUGUGGAAUUGUCAUCUGUUUCUGCUGUUGAUGGAGAUGGCCUCUUUUCAGUCAAAGGUUGUAGGAAAACAGAGCGUCUUCUCCUUGGCCAGUCAGAACCUUCAGUUUCAGAACUUCGCUGUAACUAUGCCACCUUUGGGCACAUGAUUGGACCAAGUUACGCGAAAAAUUUCAACGGGGUAGCUUUAUCAUUCUGCAAACAAUUGGCGUAUGGAAUCCUUAGCGGUGAAAGGAUACCUACAACUCUCCACCUUCAAUUUUCUCAAUUCCCUUGGAUGCAUGUUGGCAUUCGAGAAUACUGGAUGCUCUGCCGGGGUUCUGUCCUUUCAUGUGCACCAAAGAGGUGACAGGAGUUUCUACCGUACUGAAACCAUUUUGAUCCCCUUAACAUACCUUGUUUUACUUGGUAAUCUGUUCCAUAUUAUAAAAUGGGUUGGCCCUACCUAGGUUAAUCUAGAAAUCAAUGAUUAUGUUUUAUAUAUGUGUCCAGAUUCACUAAUAUCUCUAUGAAUCUAAGGUGCACUGUUAGUUACUGCCCUAGUUGUAAUUAUUAUUGAAACAAUACAAUUCAUAGUUACCCUAACUACAUUUGCUGUCCUGGGUAUCUACAUGACGUGGUGCACCACCAGUGUACCUAAACCAUGCGUAUAUCUAGUU
This is a messenger RNA of Oryza brachyantha (malo sina), 2859 nucleotides long. Its product is annotated as N-acetylglucosaminyl-phosphatidylinositol biosynthetic protein gpi1. Bases 330 to 2549 code for a protein of 739 amino acids. The transcript has 10 exons. The record is from RefSeq and is a predicted model, not a curated record. Lineage: Eukaryota; Viridiplantae; Streptophyta; Magnoliopsida; Poales; Poaceae. Gene Ontology annotation, biological process: GPI anchor biosynthetic process. Gene Ontology annotation, cellular component: membrane.